This is a messenger RNA of Hirsutella rhossiliensis, 1689 nucleotides long. RefSeq lists its product as uncharacterized. Gene Ontology annotation, molecular function: protein dimerization activity. The record is from RefSeq and is a predicted model, not a curated record. Lineage: Eukaryota; Fungi; Ascomycota; Sordariomycetes; Hypocreales; Ophiocordycipitaceae. The transcript has 7 exons. The coding region runs from base 1 to 1689 and encodes 562 amino acids.
AUGUCAUCCGAACCACUGUCAAGCCCUUCCCCGUCGAACCGGUCAGAUCUGAUUGGGCGUGUGGAGUACUCGUCUUUACCACCCGCAUCAUCCCAAGGAACCUCGUUGCCGACGACUCCAUCACCUCGUCCUCGCGAGUGGGCGAAAUGGCCUGGAUUCGAGCGCUAUACUGGCGGCCAGGAUACGAGGGCGUGGUGGCAGCAAUACGGGUAUCGUGUUGAGGACCGGUCCACCUCGCGCCAGGGCAACAGGCUGAAGUGGAUCUGCGCGGAUUGCUUCGCCCGAGGCUUCAAGAAGAAGUCAGACUUCUGCUUCGUCUGCUCAACAGGAGCCGCUACCAAGAAGCACCUUCGUAACGCCCACGGAAUUCUGGCCCCACACGACGUUGCCGGAGGCGUGCGAGCCUCAUCUCUAGAUGGCCGGCCCAUCACCCACUUCAUUGGUGCCGACUUCAAUAAUCCGCACGACCAGUUCCUUGUCAGCAAGCUGCGUGGAAGAUUCAACAGCAAGGCUCCGGUCAACAACCCAGACACGGUCGGCUACUUCACGCUGGACAAUGCUGCCAACAAUGACACCUGCAUGGAAGACCUUGCCUUUGAGCACGGCUUCUCACCCGAAGAGCGACGGAUCCGCUGCGCUGCACAUAUCCUCAACCUCUGUGUGCGGGCAAUGCUGUACGGUUCGAAGCAAGAGAAUUUUGCUGCAAUUGUUGCUGCCGAUGGGGACGAUCUAGAUGACGACGAGGAGCAAGUUGAUCAAGCUAUCGACGAGGCCCUAAAUGGAGAGAUGAAGGACGGUACGGACGAAGACCCAGGAGCAAACACUGCCGUUGACAUCCCAGAAGAGGACCUCACAUCGUCUCACCCGGCUCCGGACGAGAUCAAUGCUGCCAGCUUCAGGAGUACAGCAGUUCUGCAGUACCGCUUAAGUGCGUACGACUGGAAAGUUAUCGAGGUACUUGUCAAGCUUCUGAAGCCGUUCGAGAUUUCCACCAAGCAACUUCAGGGCAGUGGUGUUCCCGGCGGUAGGUCCACAUGUGGCAGUUUCGAUGAAUACUUCCCCGUCUUUGAGAUUUUGCUUGACCACCUCGAAAGUGCUAUCGAAGGCACAAUCUUCGAAGAGGUUGAGGAUCCAGUGACUAGGGAGAAGAAGGACGUCGAACUCGGAUGGAAGAAGCUGCAUAAAUAUUACAGCCGUCUGACUAGCGCUGCAUAUGUCGGGGCUGUUGUCUUCAAUCCUGCGAAAAAGUGGCGCCUUCUCGAUCAACUGUGGUCUCGAUAUAGGGAGCGCGACGUUGACAACGAGAUCCUCGCUACGUCUGAUGAGGCCUCCAUGGAUUACAUUGAGCGGAGACUUGCUAGGACUGUAGCUGCGCCGCCAUUCAACCAGGGCUCGUUCGGAGCAUCAGGUGCCCGCAAAAGCAACCGAAAGACGAAACCGUCUACGGCGGGAGCGACUGGUGAUGACAAAUAUGCUCGAUAUUGUGCCGAGGACGUCGUCAACAGCCGCCACUACAGAAGCAGACCGAUUGACUGGUGGAAGAUCAACCGGAGCCGAUAUCCGCGACUGUCUCUGAUGGCAGUAGACAUGCUUACGAUUCCAUCGACGUCCGCGGAAAGCGAGAGGACGUUUAGCAGCGCAGGACGUAUGACGGCACCAUUGAGAAGCCGGCUGCGGAGGAGAUCGUAG